Acipenser ruthenus (sterlet) is the source of this 973-nucleotide messenger RNA. It is a transcript of the gene gpx9, whose product is annotated as glutathione peroxidase 9. Gene Ontology annotation, biological process: response to oxidative stress. The transcript has 5 exons. The record is from RefSeq and is a predicted model, not a curated record. Lineage: Eukaryota; Metazoa; Chordata; Actinopteri; Acipenseriformes; Acipenseridae. Gene Ontology annotation, molecular function: glutathione peroxidase activity.
ACAAUAGAAGCAGUGAGGCUGAACAAUUGCUGACUAUUGUGAUACAAACCUAAACAUGAAGAGGGGAGCUCACUGGGGCAGUGAGUAUGUGGUUCUGUUGUUCAUGAUGGCGCUGUCACCAACAGCUCAGGCUCAGUCCAGGUGCUCUGUGCCAUCAGGGAAGACGGUCUAUGAUUUCACAGUUCAGACCCUGCAAGGUCGCCAUGUUUCGCUGGAUCACUUCAGAGACAAGGUUCUGCUCAUCAGCAAUGUGGCAACCUUUUGAGGUUCCACAGUCAAGCAGUACUAUGAACUGAAUGCACUAAUGGAAAAGUUAGCUCAGACCCCCUUCACUGUUCUCGCCUUCCCCUGUAACCAGUUUGGCCUUCAGGAACCUGAGGAAAACUACGAGACAUUAAACAUCCUUAAGUAUGUAAGACCAGGAGGAGGAUUUAUCCCGAAGUUCCAGAUAUUUGGAAAGAUUGAAGUGAACGGGGCUAAGGAAGACCCACUCUACACUUUUUUAAAGGAAUACUGCCCAUUUGUCAACCCUCUGAUUGGAGAUCCAGAGAAACUCUAUUGGUCCCCCAUUAAAGUCAAUGACAUACGCUGGAACUUUGAACAUUUUCUCAUCAAUGCCAGAGGAGUGCCGAUUAAGAGGUAUGACUUAAAUGCUUCUUUUAAAGAGGUGGAAAGUGACAUUGAGACUCUUCUGAAAGAAAUGUAGACAUCCAGAUAGAACCAGUGGGAAUACCAGUACCUUUGAAUGGAUACAUGAAAGCCUGCACAUUGCAACAAUGGAGACAGAAUGAAGAACAUUCAGUAAAUGCUGACAAGCAGCUGAUUAGUGUCUGAUGUGGUGGGAGAGAAUACUCUGUGUUUAGUGCAUUCAGUCAGCGCAUUCAGUCCCAUCGGUCUCUAUUCAAUUGUUGGUUGGCUUCUUUUGAUUCACAGGAUAGUCUAGUAUAAUAAUAAAGCAGUCAUAAAAAUUAAA